CAGCUGAGGUGUGAAGCUGCUGGUGAUAGGGGAAAAGGCAUUAGAAGCGGCUCAGAUCAUAAGAGAUGAGCUGCACCUCCCCAUGUCCAAGGAGGAGAUGGUGGAGGACCCCCAGAGGAAAUCACAGGUGCUGUUCCCCACGGCGGCUCUUAUGCCAGGUGUGGAAAAGUUCCUCCACCACCUGCAGAAGCACAACGUUCCCUUCACUGUGGCCACCAGCCCAAGGACCACAUCCUUCAAGAUGAAGACGAGCCGACACAAAUUUUUCUGUCUGCUCAACCACAUUGUGCUGAGAGACGAUCCCGAGGUUAAGGGCGGGAAGCCUGACCGGGACAUCUCCCUGGCCUGUGCCAAGCGCUUCUCUCCCCCACCACGUGUAGAGCAAUGCCUCAUCUUUGAAGAUAUUCUCAACAGGGUAGAAGCAGCCCUGGCAGCAGGGAUGCAGGUCGGUGGAAACCUGAGCCGCGACUUGACCACCAAGGCCACCGUGGUGCUGAGCUCCCUACAGGACCUGCAGCCCAAGAUGUUUGGUAUGCCUGCUUAUGAGUGAGGGCCACUCCUUGCGGGCCACAC
Molecule: messenger RNA, 573 nt
Organism: Octodon degus (degu)
Lineage: Eukaryota; Metazoa; Chordata; Mammalia; Rodentia; Octodontidae
Gene: Pudp
Product: pseudouridine 5'-phosphatase
Molecular function (GO): phosphatase activity
Source: RefSeq, a predicted model, not a curated record